Molecule: messenger RNA, 4350 nt
Organism: Perkinsus marinus ATCC 50983
Lineage: Eukaryota; Perkinsozoa; Perkinsida; Perkinsidae
Product: dna polymerase epsilon, catalytic subunit, putative
Exons: 40
Coding region: 1-4350 (1449 amino acids)
Biological process (GO): base-excision repair, gap-filling; DNA replication; leading strand elongation
Cellular component (GO): epsilon DNA polymerase complex; nucleus
Molecular function (GO): DNA-directed DNA polymerase activity; DNA binding; single-stranded DNA 3'-5' DNA exonuclease activity
Source: RefSeq, a predicted model, not a curated record
AUGAGGAAGGGCGCAAGAUGGCACUCCAUGACUAUGGCGGGUAUAGUCACUUACACGGGCUCGGGGUUGAUAAGGGAGGCUAGGGCCUUCGUGGACCGCCUUGGGCUGCCGCUGGAAUUGGAUACUGAUGGUAUAUGGUGCAUGCUGCCUAAGAGCUUCCCUGAGAACUUCCAAUUCAAGCUGAAGUCGGGGAGGGUGUUGACGAUGCCGUACCCGUGCUCAGUCCUCAACGUCAGAGUGCACGAGAAGUACACAAAUCAUCAGUAUCAGGAUCUGCAGCCUGAUGGCACAUAUGCUAGAUCGUCGCAGAAUUCCAUUUUCUUCGAGAUUGAUGGACCCUACAAGUGCAUGUUGCUGCCUGCCUCGACUGAAGAGGAUCGCCUCUUGAAAAAGCGAUACGCUGUGUUUAAUGAGGAUGGAAGUCUGGCAGAGUUGAAGGGUUUUGAGAUCAAACGUCGGGGAGAGUUGAAGUUGAUACAGGUGUUCCAAGAGGAGUUAUUCCCGAAGUGUUUGGAGGGUGGAAACAUCGAAGAGGCAUACGCUGCGGUGGGGCAGGUGGCAAACAGGUGGUUGGAGGUUUUGGACACCAAAGGAGCGUCAUUAACGGAUGAGGAAGUAAUACAUCUCAUCUCAGAGAAGAAGACGAUGUCCAAAAGCGUCGAGGAUUCGGGAGCUCUGAAGAGCACCAGCAUAACUACUGCUACUCGCAUGGCCGAGUUCCUUGGUCCGUCGAUCCUCCGCGAGAAGGGAAUAUCCUGCCAUCUGAUUAUCGCUCGGAAGCCCUUAGGUGCUACACCAACUGAGAGGGCUAUACCGGUGAACAUCUUUAGUGCAGAGGAGCAUGUCAAGACGAAGUACCUCCGGAAGUGGAUGGGUGAUCCAUCGAUACGCAACUUCGACAUACGAGAUAUUAUAGACUGGCAAUAUUAUCGGACGAGGCUUGGAGCGGCUAUACAGAAAAUCAUUGGUAUACCAGCUAUGAACCAACACGUGAAGAACCCUUGUCCUUCUGUGGAGCUACCGCAGUGGGCGAAGAAGCGGGUGAGGGAGAGGGAGGAUACUUUCAAGCAGAAGAAGUUGACUGACAUGUUUGCGAGAAUGUCAUCUAAGCCCUCGACUACCAACAAGAAGAAAAUUACAAUGGGAGUGCCCAAAGGGGGGCCCUCUGCAUCGUCAUCUUCCUCGUCGAGCUCGGCCGUCCCCUCGCGACCUCGUGAGCAGGAACCGGAUGGGAGCUCUGGUACAAUGGAUAUUGAGGAGGUUAUCCCAGCCUCGUCCGGUGGAGCCCCAGCAGAAUCAUCAUCAUCAUCUAUGGUAGUUGAUGUUGAAGAUGUGUCAGUGGAGGGCAUUGCUAUCCUCAAGCCAGCCCAAAAGCAGCCGGUGAACUGGAAGAAGAAGCAAGCCCAGAAUCUUAGAGAACAUCAUCAGGGCACGAAGCAGCACAAAGAGGCUCUUCGGGAGAGGAUAGAGAGGGCACAGCAGAGGUUGGGUGCUAUGGCUGGUCAAACUACGUUGCCACAUAACGCAGUUGAUACGGCUGGAGGCUCAAGUGAGGGCCCUGUGGUCGGCGAUGCACCAUCUACCGUAGGGGGAGGAGUCUGGAACAUCGCCAAUAGGAAGCUGGCGGUGGCCACAUGGCACGUCCUCGGCUGUGAGCCUGUGAGUGAUGCCAGUGCGGUAACAUUGUGGGUGCAGACCGCUGACAGCUCUAGGGUGUAUCGCAUUAUGCUUAAGCUCGGUAGAAGAUUCCUGGUAGCACUUGAGGAUAGUGGAAGAAUCAAUGAACUCCUCGACGUCAUUGGCUUGGAUAAGGUGGAUUCUACCUCGCAGUUCAGCGGAGGGCUGGAGCUUCCUCGCAAUAUGUUGGCUGAUAGUGUGUUUGAGGUUACGCUGAAGCCGGCGGUUGGUCUGGAGUGGUAUGAGGAGCUGUGCCGAGUGGUGCCGGCUUCUUUGAGGGGCGUCCGUCUGUUUGAGUGUCCUACACCACAAUCGCUCGUCUUUGAGGUUGAGACUACAAUUACCAACACGUUACGACCCUGUUCUGAAAAGUAUCUUCCAAUGCUACAGUCUCCUCCACGGCAUUGCUACAUCUACUUCAUGAUCACUCAUGAUGCUGCUGUUGACUAUACCCGGAUCUUUGCUGCAGUUUACCUUCCGUCUGGUAUGGCCUACUCUGAAGCCCUUGGUGAGGUUAAGAUUUAUGUCUGUGGAACAGAGCCGGAACAACAAGUUACUGAUACGAGUGUGGACCGCAUCUUCCGAGAGUCUUUGUUGGGAGCCAUUGGAGAGGCUAAUGCGGCGGCGUUGGAUCGUAUAGGCGCGGCUCAGGCGAGUCAACGUGGGUGUAUGAGUGAAGGGGCUAUCUCUCUGGUUCAGGCAGAGUACCCGGACACUCCUGCUCAGCUACAAGGUCUUCUAGAGCAGCAGGUCUCCACUUGGCAAAGACGGCAUGGCGCUAUGAUCACUGUGGUGACGACUAACGCUGAAGACCUCCGUCGUAUGUCGCCGCCUUUCGUGCCCACCGAGUCCAUCAUCAUGCGAACACCGAUGGGCCCGGCUGAUGCCAGCUUCCCUCCUAUAGACUGGGUUCGUUGGAAUCUACGACGAUGGGCUAAGCGUUUGCCGAGACUUCAAGGAUGGUUCAAACACGACAGGUUGUGGUUGGCACGGCUUAGUGGAGUGCCGGUCUGUUCCCUCCCCCCUGGUCACGAUGAGGCUAUCUCCGCAGCUUGGGAUGUCAUUUUCGCAAGGAGUGCCAAGGAGCAAGGCUUGGUCCUCAACACUACCCCACAGGAAGAGGUCGAUCGAGUGGACCUGGCUGAGACCUCAGAACUGCUCCUAGAACCCAAGACUGGCCGGCCUGAUCUCGGUGACAUAGCGGAGAUCAACAACCCAGGCAUUUACCGCUCCGUAUGCCUUAGUAUUGACCUCCACAGUACAGUGUGCACUACAGCUCUGGUGAAAGCUCAACAGCUCUCUGAUCUAUUUGGGGGUGAGCUUUCUCGCCAGCGUGGAGUGGUUACGUCCGGUGGAGCCCUGGGAGGGACCGCAGCGGAGUCGCCGGAGUAUAUCGAGACGGGCUUGACUGAUCUGAUCGAUAUCAACGCUGGUAUACCAGCAGUAGCAGAUGGAGGGGAUAUUUCGGUCUCAUCAACGAAGUCCUUCACAUGCCUGAUACGUACGGUGGAGAAGCUAUAUUCGCGAGGGAGAGCAGCGGAGGCGAAGUUGAUGAAAUUGCUGGAAGAACCCGAGAACGAUGCCGACAGGCUUCGGCGAGAGCAGCAGAUAGCAGACGGGUCUUAUGCCGAAACAGUCAGCGCUCUCGAAUGUGAGUUGAAGCAAACCCAAACCUUGCUGGAUGGUCUCUUCCCUUGGGUCUGCGACUCGGCGACUUGCAGUAGGGUCCUCCAGUUCAUGUCGUUUGUACUGCGUCUACUGGUGUCCGAGCUUAAACGUUCCGCUGGAAGCUUAGAGAUAGUGUAUAUAUCGGUCGGUGAUGUUACUAGAGUGUGGAAGGGCAUGCAGAGUGUUGUGGUGAACCAUCCCAUCCUACAGCCCCUCGCUGUGGUCUUUCAGGAUGUCAGCACCAUAGAUAUGUGCGCCUACGGGUUACUAUGGAUGGACCCGGCCAAUUGGUCAGCUCUGCCGACGGACCCGACCACGGGUUCGGUCAAUGCUGAGUGGGAGAUCGAUGCGAUUUGGAAGGUGGCAGACUUCCUCCCGAAUGCGAUGAGAGCGCCAUUUUAUGUGUUUUGUUCGGAAUACCUCGUGCACUGCAUGAAGGCGAUGGAGAAGCUGAAGCGAGGGAAAAGGCUUGUGACUUUGGAUGAGAAGACGCGGAAGAAGCGACGACGAGCCCAGGAGAUUCAACACAGAGAGGAUGAGAUAGCUCAUGCUACUGACGCCCAAGUCCAGGCUCGGUGUGAGCUCGACGAUUUGAUGGAUGAUGCGAGGCGAGGGAGGAGGGAGGGGAGUAACUCUGGAGACGAGGAAGAGGAGGAAGAUGCCGAUCCAGCAGCAGCAGUGAUGACAGAUCAGCAGAUCAUGGCUGAGGUGCAAGCCUAUGCUUGCAAUACCAUCCUUCCGGAACUCCGCCAGAAGCUGUAUCGGUACGUUUCCAAUGUGACUCAAGUGAUGCAGAACGAUGCAGCUUUGAUGGCUGAGCUUCGGCAUAGGAUAGUCGAGGGUGAGGAAAGUGAUGAUUCGGAAGAUGACGAAGAUUCCAUUCAAAGUGACGACGAGGACUUCGAGUUGACACGGAAGGAGCGACUUGAGAAACGUCUCAAUCAAUUCAUGAUGAAGUGGGAGUUCCCAAUGCAAGCUGCCGCGGUGAGUCAAGUUCUCAUGUGA